CGGUAGCGCCUACCACCAGUAGCCUGUCACGACCGGUCUCCCCCACUCCGGCCCCCGCCCCUUUUUCCGACACACAAUCAGGUCACAUCACAACUGGCAGGCCUGCAGGCGGACAACAUAAUUCCUCAUCAUGUACGGAUUCGUGAACUAUGCACUAGAACUGCUGGUGUUAAAGAACUUUGGCGUCGAUAUAUGGGAACAAAUCAAGAAGAAGGCGCAGGUGACGAUGGAGGGCCAGUUUCUGGUCCGGCAGAUCUAUGAGGAUGACAUCACGUACAACCUGAUAGAGGCCGCCGUCGAUAUACUGAAUAUCCCGGCCGGUGACAUACUGGAGCUGUUCGGUAAGACGUUCUUCGAGUUCUGCCAGGACUCGGGCUACGACAAGAUCCUCCAGGUGCUGGGGGCGACCCCGCGCGAUUUCCUGCAGAACCUGGACGCGCUACACGACCACCUGGGCACGCUGUACCCGGGCAUGCGGGCGCCCUCGUUCCGCUGCACCGAAACGGACGGCCAGCUGGUGCUACACUACUACUCCGAGCGUCCGGGACUGGAGCACAUCGUGAUCGGCAUCGUCAAGGCCGUCGCAUCCAAGCUGCACGGUGUCGACGUGGAGAUCAAAAUCAUCCAGCGCAAGGAGCGCUCGGACCAUAUCCAGUUUCUGAUCACGGAGAUCUCGGGCCCGGAGAUCGCUGAUCACAAUUCGCUUUUGCUUCCCCUAGAGCCGAUGAUAUCGCCAGCGACGUUCUGCAAAAUCUUCCCGUUCCAUCUGAUGUUCGACCGGAACAUGCACAUCGUGCACGCGGGUCGAUCGGUUUCGCGGGUCAUCCCGAGGAUUCAGGAGAAGCAGUGCCCGUUGCUGGCCCUGUUUGAGGCAGUCCGGCCACAUCUGCAGCUCAGCUUCGACAACAUCCUGGCGCACAUCAACACGAUCUACGUGCUGAAGACGAACGCCGGUGUAAUGUCCAAAAGUGAGCGAUACCUAAGACUGAAGGGCCAAAUGAUGUACAUCCCAAGCUCGGAUCUCAUACUCUUCCAGUGCUACCCGAGCGUGAUGAACUUGGACGACCUGACGAAAAAGGGGCUCCACAUUUCGGACAUACCGCUGCACGAUGCGUCGCGUGAUCUGGUGCUGCUGAGUGAGAAGUUCGAGGCCGAGUACAAGCUGACGACGAACCUAGAGAUUCUGACCGACCGGCUACAGCAGACGUACCGAGACCUGGAGAGCGAGAAGCAGAAGACGGACCGGUUGCUCUACUCGGUCCUACCGAAGACGGUCGCGAACGAGCUGCGGCACCAGCGACCGGUCGCCCCGAAGCGUUACGACUCGGUCACGCUGAUGUUCUCGGGCAUCGUCGGGUUCGGGCAGUACUGUGCCGCCAACACGGACGCCGAGGGUGCCAUGAAGAUCGUGAAGAUGCUGAACCAGCUCUACACGAUCUUCGACGAGCUGACGGACUCGAAGAGCAACUCGAACAUCUACAAGGUGGAGACGGUCGGUGACAAGUACAUGGCCGUGUCCGGGCUGCCGGAUGAGUGCGAGAACCACGCCAAGUGCAUUGCCCGGCUCGCGCUCGACAUGCUCGACAUGGCCAAGAAUGUCAAAAUGGGUUCCGAGUCAAUGCAAAUCACUAUCGGCAUCCAUUCGGGCGAAGUCGUCACGGGCGUAAUCGGGAACCGGAUGCCCCGGUACUGUCUGUUCGGGAACACCGUGAACCUGACCAGCCGCACCGAGACGACGGGAGUUCCGGGCCGGAUCAACAUCAGCGAAACCACCUACAAGCUUCUGUGCGAUCCUGUUAAUCACGACCCCUCCUUCAACCUGGAGUACCGUGGACCGGUGGUGAUGAAGGGUAAACCGGAGCCGAUGGACUGCUGGUUUCUGACGCGCAGCUCGGCCCAGGCAACCAAUUAGUUUGAGUAGCCACCUAUAGAACCAAGAAAACGCGACCGAGCCUGGCGAGCCGACUACAGCUAUAGGGUCUCGGGCUCCUACUCGGGUGAUUAGGUUUUUAUAUAGCGAAAGUUCGGUUUUAUAGAGAGAAAGGAAGGAACUCUGCAUUCUUUACGUUCUUUUCGUACUUGCGCCGCCAUGUAUACUGUCUGUUGCGAUGGGGUGCCGGAAACGGUAUUCCGAGGCAUAGCUCUCAGUAACGUAAUCAGCUGUCAGAACAGUUUUGUACUGUCAACAGAUUUUGCAACUGAAGUAGGUACGCGACGAUGUAGCGCGUGUAGUAUUGGCUUCUGACAGCAAUAUAGCGAGGAAAGGGUCAGGGCAUCUAGAAGAACGCCACGCAGCACAGUACCAAGUAGCAGUCGAAACCGAGAAUAUGUAAACCGCGUUCAGGCGCGUGCUGGUGUCGGCCGCCCAAAACGGCCCAAUGUUGGCAAGCUAGCUGGAUUCACCACCACUGCGCAAUGUCUAGAAUAAAAACAUAAACACACACACACACACACGCGGGCGCAUAUACACAACCAUAUAUAAAACAAGUAACUACAAGUAGAACCAUUAAAAAGACACGGAGCUAACGCGAAGGCGGGCGAAUAUGAUACAAUAGUGCUUCUACUAUCU
Molecule: messenger RNA, 2569 nt
Organism: Anopheles cruzii
Lineage: Eukaryota; Metazoa; Arthropoda; Insecta; Diptera; Culicidae
Gene: Gycbeta100B
Product: guanylate cyclase soluble subunit beta-1
Exons: 11
Coding region: 131-1912 (593 amino acids)
Biological process (GO): response to oxygen levels; cGMP biosynthetic process
Cellular component (GO): guanylate cyclase complex, soluble
Molecular function (GO): heme binding; guanylate cyclase activity
Source: RefSeq, a predicted model, not a curated record